This is a messenger RNA of Aspergillus pseudotamarii, 1263 nucleotides long. Its product is annotated as glycoside hydrolase family 18 protein. The coding region runs from base 1 to 1263 and encodes 420 amino acids. The transcript is spliced from 5 exons. Gene Ontology annotation, molecular function: hydrolase activity, hydrolyzing O-glycosyl compounds; chitin binding. Gene Ontology annotation, biological process: carbohydrate metabolic process. The record is from RefSeq and is a predicted model, not a curated record. Lineage: Eukaryota; Fungi; Ascomycota; Eurotiomycetes; Eurotiales; Aspergillaceae.
AUGGCUUCUGCGGUAGUAUCUCCCGAAUGUAGAGGGAAAAGCUCGAAGGCAAAGACUAUCGGAUACUACGAAGCAUGGAACCCCGAGAGAAGAACGUGUGGACAGGUGGAACCCAAGGAUAUCCCUCUAGGAAUAUACUCCCACCUGAAUUUUGCUUUUGCCCUGAUUGACCCUAAGACUUUCCGGAUUGCUCCUAUGACAGAUGCAACUGCGAAGCGCUACCGAACCCUCACCGAGCUGAAAGGUCGUCAAAAUGGUCUUGAGGUAUAUAUUGCGAUUGGAGGUUGGGACUUCAACGAUCCGGGUCCCACUAGGACUACCUUUUCGGACCUUGCUGGCUCACAGUCGGCACAAGAUGCUUUCUUUGAGUCACUGGUUAGUUUCAUGCUUCAUAAUGACUUCGACGGCGUUGAUCUCGACUGGGAAUAUCCUACCGCAGACGAUCGAGGCGGCAGGCCAGAGGACUAUGCCAACUAUGUCACUCUAGUGAAACGACUAAGAGAGCGGCUGGAUCAAUUGCCGCGGCACUUUGGCCUCACCAUAACCCUGCCGGCUAGCUACUGGUAUCUUCAAGGAUUUGACAUUGUGAACUUGGAACCAUAUGUCGAUUGGUUUAACGUCAUGACCUAUGAUAUACACGGCCUUUGGGACGCACAUGGGAAGGAGGUUGGACCACAUGCGCUUGCCCAUACCAAUCUGACCGAGAUUAACAUGGGUCUUGAGCUUCUCUGGCGCAACAACAUCAAUCCGGCCCGGGUUGUUAUGGGACUAGGUUUCUACGGCCGUAGCUUCACCAUGGCAGACCCUAAUUGCAUGGCACCUGGUUGUGUCUUUAAGGAGGGAGAAGCUCCCGCUGGAGAUUGUACCCAUGUUCCCGGGGUUAUUUCGGCAACAGAGAUCCACGAAAUACUCAGGAAGGGUGCUACUGUUACCUUCUAUAGAGAUGCCGCGGUGAAGGUUGCCACGUGGAAUACCAAUCAGUGGGUUAGCUGGGAUGAUGUCCAAACCUUGAAGCUCAAGAUCGACUUCGCCAACAGGCGUUGUUUGGGAGGGACCAUGGUUUGGGCAGUUGACCUGGAUGAUGGCACCCUCGUUGAAGCAUUGGGGAAGGCGUCGGGUAAGAAGAAACAAUGGACUAGUGAUGGCAAGUACCAACCAAUGCCUUGCUUCAGUAAAAAUUGGCCAAAGGGGUCAAACAAGACUUGGCUUGGAUCCAACCCGAAGAAGGGAAAACCGAAGAAUGGAAUAUCGAAGAAGGGGUAG